AUGGGCUCCAACGACUCGUCUAUGGCCUUCUUCUCUAGAGCAGGCAAGCAUUUAAUGUCGACGGGUGUACCAUUUUCUCCAAUUGUGAUCACCCGCGCGCUGGGGACUAGGCUCUACGACGCCAAUAACCGGCAUAUUCUCGACUUCACUUCUGGACAAAUGAGCUCUCUACUUGGACACUCUCAUCCGGAGAUUGUUGAGGUCGUCCAGAAAUAUGUCGCUGAGCUCGAUCAUCUUCUCAGCAAUAUGAUCACCCAUCCGGUUGUGGAUCUUGCUGAGCGUCUCGCUCGACUACUCCCUGCGCCGCUCGAAAAGUCUUUCUUUCUCAACACUGGCUCUGAGUCCAUCGAGGCUGCUAUUAAGAUAGCUAAGUAUUAUACUGGCAAUUUCGAGAUCGUUGCGUUCACUGCCAGUUACCAUGGUUUGACCCAGGGUGCUGGCUCUGCCACUUACUCCGCUGGUCGUAGAAAAGGCGGCCCUUGCGCUCCUGGUCAGCUGGCUUUUCCAGCUCCAAAUGCCUAUCGGUCGCCAUUUCGAAAGCCAGAUGGUUCUUAUGACUGGGAGACGGAAAUGGAUUUUGGCUGGACAAUGAUUGAUCGCCAGAGUGUUGGAUCCCUUGCAGCCUUCGUCAUGGAGCCUAUCCUGUCUACUGGUGGUAUACUGGACCUUCCUAAGGGUUACUUGAAACGUAUGGUAGCCGAGUGCAAGAAGCGCAAUAUGCUGGUCAUCAUGGAUGAAGCUCAAACGGGUGUUGGCCGGACCGGUCAAAUGUUCGCCUUUGAGAAUGAUGAGGUUGUACCGGAUAUUCUGGCCCUCUCUAAGACUCUAGGCUGCGGCUUGCCUCUUGCAUCUGUUAGCACGACCGUGGAGAUUGAGCGUGGCUGCAAGGAAGCUGGGUUUCUUUGGCUUACGACUCACUUGAAUGAUCCUUUGACCGCGGCUGUGGGGAACAAAGUUCUGGAAAUUAUCGAGCGUGAUAAUUUCUGUCAACGGGCAGCAGAGCGUGGUAUGCAGUUGCGUCAGGGUCUCAUCAAGCUCCAGAGAAAGCAUUGGUGCAUCGGUGAUGUUCGGGGACGUGGUCUCUUGCAGGGCAUUGAGAUUAUUUCAGACAGAGAGACUCGUGCACCUGGUGCUGAUAUUGGUCAAGCCGUCUCAGACCGAGCUAUGCAAUGUGGUCUUUCCUGUAAUAUUGUCAAUCUUCCAGGCAUGGGUGGGGUUUUCCGCCUGGCUCCUCCAGUUACUGUGACAGCGGACGAGAUUGAGGAAGGUCUGAAAGUCCUAGAUGAAGCCUUUGGAUAUGUCUUGGAGAAGAUGGGUAUCUAG
This is a messenger RNA of Penicillium macrosclerotiorum, 1323 nucleotides long. RefSeq names its product aspartate aminotransferase family protein. The coding region runs from base 1 to 1323 and encodes 440 amino acids. Gene Ontology annotation, molecular function: transaminase activity; pyridoxal phosphate binding. The record is from RefSeq and is a predicted model, not a curated record. The transcript has a single exon. Lineage: Eukaryota; Fungi; Ascomycota; Eurotiomycetes; Eurotiales; Aspergillaceae. Gene Ontology annotation, cellular component: mitochondrion.